AUGGCUGGCGGUCAGUCUGAGGAGCCAGGAGACCGGACAUGGCAGGUGAACCCAGAUGCAGGAACCUUGCAAGGAUGGGGCGCGUUCGCGGCUCCGGUGGAAGCUGCUCCUGCACACGUAUCCGCGAGCCGUCGCGAGAUGCCAUACGCCCAGUACGACGUUCCAAAAACGUCUGGAGAUGAAGAGGGAGAAGAUUCUGUGGACGCCUGCAAGCUUCAGGCACUUUUGUGUGAUACUGGUGCUCUCUUCGAGGUCUGCCAACAUGCAGUUCUGAUUGCGACCCAGUCGGAAGCCGCGUCAUCCCGGCUGACCAGCGUGGAUAUGCUUCAGGUAGCUUUGAACCACAUAUGCCGGCACUGCGGAAUUGACUCCGUGGACAGGGAAGAGGCCGAUGAGCUUUGGGAUGGUCCAAUGGAUGCGGGUGUUUUCUAUCAGUUUGCACGCGAGUACUUCAGUUCCUUGUGCCGCGUCCUCACGAUGGAUGUUUCACUCUUGCAGAAUGAGUGA
Symbiodinium sp. CCMP2592 is the source of this 507-nucleotide messenger RNA. The record is from the annotation of a GenBank genome assembly. NCBI's taxonomy places the organism in Eukaryota, Dinophyceae, Suessiales, Symbiodiniaceae.